Molecule: messenger RNA, 705 nt
Organism: Hyaloperonospora brassicae
Lineage: Eukaryota; Oomycota; Peronosporomycetes; Peronosporales; Peronosporaceae
Source: the annotation of a GenBank genome assembly
AUGUAUUCUCGACAAACUUCCAAGAGAAGUGUGCGGGCUGGAAGCGAUCGGACGGCAGCUGGUCAAGAAGUUGAACGUUGCGUAGAGGAGUUGCGCAGUCGUGUCGAGCAGAGUCGAGACGAGAAGAACGCGGAGCGAGAACUUGAGCAGCUGUUACAGCUCUACGACACUCUGAAGCAACGCACGCAAGAAGAUUCUGAUGUCUUUGAAGUCGCUUUCGGCAUUGCGCGCGUGUAUGACGACCAGCUGAAGGACAGCGCUACUGCAGUGCGAUACUAUGGAGAGGCACUUGCAGUGUUAGAAGCCAUCUCAUCAGAAGCAACGGCCUGGAGCGCGUACAUGCGCGUGACUACACUCGGAGCCUUUGCACUGUGUCACGAGAACCUUGGACAGCAUGAGGAGGCUGAGACGUACUUCAACGACGCUAUCGGUACAUACAAUGAGCACUGCGAUCGAGCUGGCGCCUCAGGCGACAGCGAGGAGAAAGCGUCUGACGCGGAUAAUUCGCUCCUCGUAGACCUCAACGCCACGGCUGCUAUGAUUCACUACCACUUUGCUGGCAACUUGCUUGCUCAAGAGCGCUGGGAUGAAGCCAGAACUGUUACUGAGAUUGCACUCGUGCUGGCAGAAAACUCUGAAAUGCCUUUGGAAGAGCUGGAAGAACUGCAGCAUCACGUCCAUGAAUUGUGGCUAGAAAUGGAAUAA